Molecule: messenger RNA, 1332 nt
Organism: Magnolia sinica
Lineage: Eukaryota; Viridiplantae; Streptophyta; Magnoliopsida; Magnoliales; Magnoliaceae
Product: chloroplastic lipocalin
Exons: 5
Coding region: 16-1110 (364 amino acids)
Molecular function (GO): small molecule binding
Source: RefSeq, a predicted model, not a curated record
CUCAUGAAUGAAUGAAUGGAUGAAAAGGAUCACCGAUCAAAAUCAAAGUUCCGAAGAAUUCGGAUUUUGCAGGGAAAGAGAGAGAAAGAGAGUCCAGAAGCUUCUACAAGAUCUGCAAUGCUUCUUCAGGCUUCUCCCCUACUCCUUCAACCUCCAUCUUUUUCUAGGAGGAUAUGCUCUUUACCAGAGAAAAGAACAUUGAAAUGUGCAUUGGAGUAUACUAAAUCAAGCAAGGAAGCUGUUGCGGGACAUGUCUUUUCUGGCCUAGCUGCAUCAUUCAUAUUUCUCUCUCAACCAAACCAGGUCAUUGCAGCAGAAUCAACUCAUUACAAUAACUUUUGCCAGCUUGCAAUAGCUGCAAAUCCCCGCGCACCUCUACAACUCGAUGGGAUGUCAGAUGAACGAGGUGGGAAACUAAUGAUGAGCGGUAUGACAGCUAAGAAUUUUGAUCCAGUCAGAUAUUCAGGAAGAUGGUUUGAAGUAGCUUCUCUGAAGCGUGGAUUUGCAGGACAAGGACAAGAAGACUGCCACUGUACACAGGGCAUAUACACAUUUGAUGCUGAAGCCCCCUCAAUCCGGGUUGAUACAUUUUGUGUUCAUGGUGGCCCUGAUGGAUAUAUUACAGGUAUAAGAGGGAAUGUUCAAUGCCUUUCUGAGGAAGAUACAGAGAAACAGGAAACUGAUCUGGAGAGGCAAGAGAUGAUUAGAGAAAAGUGUUACCUACGUUUUCCUACAUUGCCGUUCAUCCCUAAGGAGCCUUAUGAUGUGAUUGCAACUGAUUAUGAUAAUUUCGCUCUUGUCUCUGGGGCUAAAGACAGAAGCUUUAUUCAGAUUUAUUCAAGAACGCCUGUUCCUGGAAGUGACUUUGUAGAGAAAUACAAAUCGUACUUGGAGAAUUAUGGUUAUGACGCAAAUAAGAUCAAAGACACUCCACAAGACUGUGAGGUGAUGUCAUCAGGUCAACUUGCUUUGAUGAUGUCUAUGCCUGGGAUGCAAAAGGCCCUAACAAACCAAUUCCCUGGUCUGGAACUGAAGUCCUCCUUUGAGUUCAACCCCUUUACGAGCGUAUUCGACACUUUGAAGAAGCUUCUUGAGCUCUAUUUCAAGUAGUUCGCCAGCUUCAUCAACAUGCAGUGUGUUUUCAGUAUGAUGCCUAGCAGGCCGCUUGUCAUCAAACCUUUGACAGUCAAAUCCUGAGGGUCCAUAAACCAGAACCCAAACAGCUGGGAUGAGCCUACGGUGGUGGUGAUGAUGGUAGUUGUCUUGUAGAGGAACUUAGUAGAUGACAUGUAAGCAGCGUAUUCAUUGUGUGAGUAUCAACUAAUUAUCUUC